AAGGAACACAGAAAGCAGGAAGGAGUAUCUUCUUGCCACUACCCCUCCCAUCCACCACCAACCACCUUCUCUGUCCCUCUUGGGCUCUCAGGAUGGAUGUCACCCGCCUGCUCCUGGCCACCCUUGUGGUCUUCCAAUGCUUCCUCACUGUCUACAGCCAUCUGGUACCCGAGGAGAUGCUCAGAGAUGACAGGAGCCUGAGGAGCAACUCCUCCAUGAACCUGUUGGAUUUUUCUUCUGUCUCUAUCGUGGCACUGAACAAGAAAUCCGAGAAGAUCAGCAGAAAAGAAGCAGAAAAGAGGAAGAGCUCUCCCAAG
Messenger RNA from Nannospalax galili (Upper Galilee mountains blind mole rat), 317 nucleotides. RefSeq names its product agouti signaling protein (gene Asip). The transcript is spliced from 2 exons. The record is from RefSeq and is a predicted model, not a curated record. The annotation marks the transcript as partial. NCBI's taxonomy places the organism in Eukaryota, Metazoa, Chordata, Mammalia, Rodentia, Spalacidae. Gene Ontology annotation, cellular component: extracellular region. Gene Ontology annotation, biological process: hormone-mediated signaling pathway.